GAGGCAAAUAAUUUUGUUGCCAUUUUGGUAACGUUUAGCGGUAUCAUAGGGGCCAGCGCGAUUGAGCAUAUGUAUGUAGAUCUAUGUGCCCAUAUUUCUGCGUACAUAUUUCUGUGUAUACAAAAUUUGUAUACAUGCAGAGCGCUGCGUGGAGACUGCCACUGCAUCUUUCCCCGCCUUACAGGCGCAGGAUUGACGCGUUUCACGCGUUUAAUAUGCCCCCUAAGGACGCCCUUUCGUAGUUUCGUCCCUACGUGGGCAAGUUAGGUUAGUUCCUCUGUGGGGUUAAGCGGCGGGGUCUCCUUCUGCCGAUUAGCCUGUGGAGUUAAGCGGUGGGGUCUCCUUUUUCCGAUUCACCUGUAGAGCUAUACAGUCGAGCCGCCCCCCCUCAAGAUGAACUCGCUGGAAAGGAAGCUGAAGCUGCUCAAUUACAACCCCGUGGAGGUAGGAAAGGACGAGUUCUACCAUAUGAUAUUAAAAUUGGAGGAGGAGAAAAUCCGCCUGUACAAACCAAAGGAGAGGGAAAAAAUUAACUACACCAAGGAGAAGAACUACAUCGAGCAUAUUUUGAAAUAUUUAAAAAAACUGAACAUCAAUGUGCGCAAUGUUAACAAAGCGAAUAUGCACGAGGUGGGGGUCCGGACGUACAUCCUGAACAGCCUCGCCACGCUGGCUCUGAUCGAUGAGUAUAAGGACCUCGUGGGCUACGACGAGGGUUUCGGAGAGCUCCCUGAUGAGCAGUGUGGUGAGCAGCGCGUUGAUGGCGUGAACCACCCUGACAACCACGUGGGAAACGCCCAACGCACCGCGGAGUGCAACUCCCCCCUGUCGAACCAAAGCACAGUCGCAAACUUCUUCGAGUUGAAUUACCUGAACGAAGCCGAGCUGGAGGAGCAGCGGAAACGAAGCGACAACCUCAGAGUGAUAACCGAGCAGAUUAACGAAAUAUUUAAAAAGUGUGAGAUCCCUUUGCUGGUUUGUAACGACCAGGAUGGUACUAAGCGGAUGUGCCUCAUCCUUUCGGCACUGCACGCAAUUAAGGAGAAAUUGAAAAAAAAAAAAAAAACGAAUAACCCGCAUUACGAAAGUUUAUUCAAUUUUAACAUAAAGGUGACCAACACCGAUUUGAAGGACUUUGCCUACAUCACGAGGUAUUUGCUUAACAGGGUGCUGAAGGAGCGAAAGGCCCACCUGAAGGGGGUGCUCAACGACAUCCAGAUGUUAACGUACAACCCGGUUGUAGACAUACGGCAGGGCAAAGUGGGCAGGUGAUGUAGCAGUAAAACGCGCAAACUGGCUACAUGGCACGCUUGCGCGAGUGUGCAUAUGGGCGGCGCCUUUUUGUGUGUACAAACAGGUGCACCCAUGUGUACGCCCGUUUGCACGUUCUCCCUUUUUCCAACUCGCUCGAACUCGCCACAACUCACUGCAAAUCACUGCAAACCACUGCAAACCACUGCAAACCGCUGCAAAUCAAUGCAAAUCGCUGAACCCCCCCGUCUCAUCAAACGCGAAACGCCCUUUUCGAAUGCUGCGCGCAACUCCAUAUCACAUGUCACCGCAAUUUCUUCGUUC
Messenger RNA from Plasmodium vivax (malaria parasite P. vivax), 1575 nucleotides. RefSeq lists its product as hypothetical. The transcript has a single exon. Lineage: Eukaryota; Apicomplexa; Aconoidasida; Haemosporida; Plasmodiidae. The record is from RefSeq and is a predicted model, not a curated record. The coding region runs from base 394 to 1272 and encodes 292 amino acids.